This is a messenger RNA of Theobroma umbraticum, 1188 nucleotides long. It is a transcript of the gene AOS, whose product is annotated as allene oxide synthase. NCBI's taxonomy places the organism in Eukaryota, Viridiplantae, Streptophyta, Magnoliopsida, Malvales, Malvaceae. The record is from RefSeq and is a predicted model, not a curated record. Gene Ontology annotation, molecular function: heme binding; oxidoreductase activity, acting on paired donors, with incorporation or reduction of molecular oxygen; monooxygenase activity. Gene Ontology annotation, biological process: sterol metabolic process; jasmonic acid biosynthetic process. Gene Ontology annotation, cellular component: chloroplast envelope; chloroplast thylakoid membrane.
AGCGUGAUUAGUAAAUGGGUACUGUUUCAACUGGGUCCAGUUCUCUCUGUUGGUCUCCCAAAAUACGUUGAAGAACUUCUAAUCCACAGUUUUCGUCUUCCGCCAUUCCUCGUUAAAAAAGAUUACCAGAGACUCUAUGAUUUUUUCUACGAGUCAUCUGGUUUCGUUCUAGAUGAAGCUGAGAAACUGGGUAUCUCACGAGAAGAAGCUUGUCAUAAUCUGUUAUUCGCCACGUGCUUUAAUUCUUUCGGUGGCAUCAAAAUUUUGUUCCCCAACAUGCUAAAGUGGAUUGCCAGAGCUGGGGUCAAAUUGCAUACUGAGUUAGCACAAGAGAUCAGAUCAGCCAUCAGAUCCAACGGUGGGAAGCUCACGAUGGCUGCCAUGGAACAGAUGCCAUUGAUGAAAUCCGUCGUAUACGAAGGGCUCCGGAUAGAACCUCCCGUCCCGUUACAGUUCGGGAAAGCAAAGAAAGACCUUCUGAUCCAGAGCCACGACGCAGUUUUCGAAGUGAAAGAAGGGGAGAUGUUGUUCGGGUUCCAACCUUUUGCGACAAAGGAUCCGAAAAUAUUCGAGAGAUCUGAAGAGUUUGUCCCGGAUAGGUUCGUGGGUGACGACGGGGAGAGGCUGUUAAAGCAUGUGCUUUGGUCAAACGGGCCUGAGACUGAGGAUCCAACAUUGGCGAACAAACAGUGCGCCGGCAAGGAUUUCGUGGUGCUUGUCUCUAGGCUUCUGGUGGUGAACCUGUUCAGACGUUACGAUUCGUUUGAGAUCGUCGUCGGUAAGUCCCCUUUGGGGGCCGCCGUUACGGUAACGUCGUUGAAGAGAGCAAGCUUUUAGUUUGGAGAGAAAUUCUUUUUAGGUUUCGUCAAGGGUAUAUUUGGCAAGUUAUUAAUGUAAUUUGUUAGCAUGAAAUGAACUUAGUCGUCGACAUACUUUUUAUGGUAUCCCUCCCGGUGGGUUUAUCUCCGGCGACCGAUGCUUGAGCUAAGGCACGGCGGGAACAGGGUGCAUAAGGUACCUAAGUUGUAUUCACCUCCUAAUUAUUCUAGGUCGAAUGCAAAAUGAUGCAUAGCUUUUCCAUAUAAUUGUGUUUACCUAUUUGUAUAAAUCUAAAUCCUUCUUGUGCUUAAAUUUUUAAUGAUGAAAUAAUGACUUUGUACCAUUAAUGCGUUAAUGGUGCUUAUGUUU